Molecule: messenger RNA, 9975 nt
Organism: Brienomyrus brachyistius
Lineage: Eukaryota; Metazoa; Chordata; Actinopteri; Osteoglossiformes; Mormyridae
Product: neuropilin-2-like
Exons: 16
Coding region: 722-3469 (915 amino acids)
Biological process (GO): axon guidance; vascular endothelial growth factor signaling pathway; angiogenesis
Cellular component (GO): membrane
Molecular function (GO): vascular endothelial growth factor receptor activity; semaphorin receptor activity
Source: RefSeq, a predicted model, not a curated record
GCGAUAGCUGCUUCGCUCUAAUGCUGUUACAUACACAUGCUGCCGCAGCGCUGCUCCGGGACUGGGCUGGCAAACGGAGCGGCGGACAGAAGGACGCGCUAGAGUGCGGAGACGGCACUAAUCGGCGGGGCACCGCGGCCACUGACCGACUCAUUUUAUAUCAGAAGAUCCUGAUCCUGCUGUAAAAUACCGGAGAUCCCCGCGUAUGCCGCCCCGUGUCGUGAUACUCACUUAAUUCUACUUCGUUUUCAGUCAAAAUCCGUGCUAUCGGAGAACAGAAAGCAGCGCUUGUCAGGGGAUUUUGGGGGCGGGUGAGAGGUAACAAAAAGACGCGCACUUCAGAGAUUAACUGGGGAGCCGCAGAAUUAAGACACAUGUUGUUGUUGUUUUUUUUUGUAACAAAACGUUUCCGCCGUGCUGGAAUAUGCGUGUAAGAAGUAUCUAUUAUCUCGCCUAGUCUAUAUAGGGUUCCGCCACAGUUUGGUAUAUGGCUUAUGCCGGCGUGAGAUGCGCCACGAACUGAAAUGAAAUAACUGUUAUGUCGCGUUAUUGCCGCUGAAAAGCGACCAGAAAGGCAGCAGGAAGAGAGAGCCGACGCCUCGGGAGAGUUUGCGCGGAUACGCGUGCAGUUUGAAAAGGAAAAUAUUUUUGACACGGUCGGGAGACUUUGACAUCAAGUUGCCUUCAACAGAUUAAAGGGCGAAAUAAUCCUUUAAAAGAUAUGGAUCAUUUCACUAUGUUUUUUGGAUUUUUACUACACGUUUGUUUGACGACCACAGCAGCGCGCGGCGAAGGAGAGCCUUGUGGAGGCCACCUGGAUGCCAGCGUGCCCGGCUACAUCACGUCACCGGGGUACCCACACGAGUACCCACCUCACCAGAGCUGCCGUUGGGUGAUCACAGCGCCUGAGCCCUCCCAGCGCAUCACGCUCAAUUUCAACCCCCACUUUGAGCUGGAGAGACUGGACUGCAGAUAUGACUUCAUCGAGAUCCGGGACGGCAACUCAGAGUCAGCAGAUCUUCUGGGGAAGCACUGCAGCAACAUCGCCCCACCCCCCCUCAUCUCGUCUGGACCUAUGGUGCACAUUAAGUUUGUCUCGGACUACGCCCACCAGGGAGCAGGAUUCUCACUGCGCUAUGAGAUCUUAAAGAUAGGCUCGGACUGCUCCCAGAACUUCACAAGCCCAUGGGGCAUGAUCGAGUCCCCAGGCUACCCGGACAAGUACCCCCACAACUUGGAGUGCACCUUCAUCAUCAUCGUGCCGCCCCGCCUGGAAGUCACCUUGACAUUUCUGACCUUCGACCUGGAGAACGACCCUCUGCUCACAUUGGAGACGGAGUGCAAAUAUGACUGGCUGGAGGUGUGGGAUGGCCUGCCGCAGGUGGGACCCCUGAUCGGGCGUUACUGCGGGACGAAGGCUCCUCCCGAGAUCACGUCGUCCACGGGAAUUCUCUCGCUGACCUUCCACACGGACAUGGCUGUGGCAAAGGACGGCUUCUCUGCCCGGUAUAACAUGACGCCUAAGGAAGUCAGCGACACAUUCCACUGCAGUAGUCCCUUUGGCAUGGAGUCCGGGAAGAUCUCUGACAGCCAGAUCACAGCCUCGUCCUCCUUCAGCGAUGGCCGCUGGACCCCCCAGCAGGCGCGGCUCAACAACGACGACAAUGGCUGGACACCCAGCGAGGACAACGUCAAGGAGUACAUCCAGGUGGACCUGAGCUUCCUGAGGGUUCUGACCGGCAUCGCCACGCAGGGCGCCGUGUCCAAGGACACACAGAGGUCCUACUUCGUCACCACGUUCAAGUUGGAGGUCAGCACCAACGGGGAGGACUGGAUGAUCUACCGGCAUGGCAAAAACCAGAAGAUUUUCCACGCCAACACGGAUCCGACGGAGGUGGUGCUGAACCGCAUCCCUCAGCCUGUUCUGGCUCGCUUCGUCCGGAUCCGGCCCCAGACAUGGAAGAACGGAAUUGCCCUGCGCUUCGAGCUGUACGGCUGUUUGAUCACAGAUGCCCAGUGCUCCGAGAUGCAGGGCAUGAUGUCCGGCCUGCUCCCGGAGUCCCAGAUCUCGGCUUCCUCCGCGCGAGAUAUCCACUGGUCCUCCGGGUCGGCCCGGCUCAUUGCCAGCCGCUCCGGCUGGUUCCCCGAAAUGGCGUCACCAGUGGCGGGCACAGAGUGGUUGCAAGUGGACCUGGGGAUGCCGAAGAUGGUGCGUGGCGUGAUCACGCAGGGGGCACGCGGGGGGGAGAGCAGCACGAGCACGGACAACCGCGCGUUCGUCAGGAAGUACCGUGUGGCCCACAGUAUGAACGGCAGGGACUGGAGCCUCAUCAUCGACAGCAAGACUGGUCUGCCUAAGAUUUUCGAGGGAAACACUCACUACGACACCCCAGAGAUCCGGCGCUUCGAGGAGGUCCCUGCCCAGUUCAUCCGCAUUUACCCCGAGAAGUGGUCCCCGGGGGGCAUCGGCAUGCGCCUGGAGGUGCUGGGCUGCGACCUGCCAGAGACCAUCCCCGUGACCGAUAAAGUCACACCCACCCUUCCGCGGUCAGCGGCGAGCAGCACCACCCAGAGUCUGUGGCCAGUCCCCACUGCCGGCCCUUCCUAUCCGCCCAGCCUCUGUGACUUUGAGCGAGGUCUGUGUGGAUGGAGCCACGACCCCGCGGCUGACCUGCGGUGGGCACUGCACAGCGGCGGUAGCACCACUGGCCUGGGUCCCAGCCAGGACCUCUCCCUGGGUAUUGGAGGCAUCGGCAGCUUCCUGUACGUCGAAGCGAGCCCCAGGGCGGAGGGCCGGCGGGCCCGGCUGGUGAGCCCCGAGGUGCGGCCCCAGCAGGGGGAGCUCUGUCUCAUCUUCUCCUACCAGCUGUGGGGUGAGGGGAUGGGCCACCUUCGGGUGCUGCUGAGGGACACCAACCAGGAGGAGACCCUGAUUUGGGCCCUGAAGGGGGACCAGGGGCCCGUAUGGAAGGAGGGGCGCACCGUCCUGCCCCACUCGCCCAAGGAGUACCAGGUCAUCAUGGAGGGCUUCUUUGACCACGGCAACAGAGGCCACAUCUGGCUGGACAACAUGGACAUGAGCUCCAGCACCAUGCUGGAAGACUGCACACAGCCUUUCGCUGCCUUUCCUCCCUUCAUGACAGGGGAAGCCCUUCCUGGCAGGAGUGACCCCACAGUAGACACGGUGUCAGUGCAGCCCAUUCCUACCUACUGGUAUUACAUAAUGGCCAGCGGGGGGGCCCUGCUGCUUCUGGGUUUGGCCACUCUGGUCAUGCUCCUCUGCUGCCACCGCUACCGUGUUGCGGCCAAGAAGAGCCAGCACUCUGUGGUCUACCAGAGCUCCCAGUACCCUGCCAGUGUCCCACCCAGGCCCGGGGUGGAGCCCACGCUCUCCAUUAGACUGGAGAAGGAGGACCACAUCUCCCACUGCAAAGCCUGUAGACUCUGUCCUCAGUGCCAUGGCAACUAACCACAUCUCUCAGGCGCCUGGGCUCACAUGCGUGCACCUCUAAUGGCUCCUGUGGGUGUUUGAAAAGGAUUGUUUACUGCCCUUGUUUCUCCUAACGGAUGCUGCAUCUUAAAGAAUACUGCAAACGAAUGUGAAUGAAAGAAAAAAAAAGAAAAAAACUUGUGGACAUGGAUUUGUGGACAGUUCGUAAGGGCUUGAGAUGUUUCAGGACGGGGUUUGCUGCCCUGAAGUUUAGCACCCAAUAUCCAGCCAGAGCCUCUUAGUGCCAGCCCACCUCCUCUGGAUUUCCGGCAGGGUGGGACCCAACCCUAUGUGAAGAUUUAAUCCCAGGCUCGUGACAAAUCCGAUUGUGAUGUCAGAGUGUCGCCCCGGUAAUGCCAACAUUGUUAUGACAGCAUAAGGAAAAAAGAAGCCGCUUCCUACGAUAGAGACGAUGCAGAUGGAGAUUAGUGAGAUGAGAGACUCGACAGACUGUAUGACUGAGUGGAGAGACCGGGCAGACUGCAGCUGGGAGAAAGGGUUCAGCAGACUGAGUGAGAGUCCAGAGCAUUUAGAAACUGUUAGUGAUGUAAGACAAGGUCCUGUGGUAUCAACAGAAACCAUGGUGUUUCACUUAGGGCUGGCUGACGGGGACUUGUUCUGACGUGUCAGGUGUUUGAGAGCCAGGCAUGUGAACUGAUUAAGCACUUAGUAAUAUUCACUGUUCGCAGUGGACAAAAAUACGCUCAUGUUGAUGGAGGAUGUUGGUGUUGUACGUUCUCUUAAUUUUAACAUGGCCGGGGGUGUCUUAAAGAACUGAGCAAAGUAUGUGUUUUGUGUGUGUGUGUGUGUGUGUGUGUGUGUGUGUGUGUUUUGUAAGUGAAUCCUAAAAUAUGAGGGAUAGUUUACAGAAUGAAUAUGCCCUUGUCUGCCCUGAAAAAAAGAAAUCAGUCGCCCUGAAUGUAAAAACGGUGGGUUCUGUUUCGUGAAGAACGUUGGCACUGUCUCCCUCUGAUCAAAAUUAAACAUUUCUUAAAUGACUUGAGGAUGAUAAGGGAUGAUGAAAGUGGCUUUUGCGCCGACUGUAAAAUAGACAUUCAAAAGAAUUUUGGAUCUGCCGUUGGCAACCAUUAUUUCUUAAUCUUCAGGGUGAUGAGCAUUGGUGGUCAGAGAUAGAUUCUCUCAGGAGAUAGUCUCCAUUUUUGAAUGCUGCUUUUCCUUACUCUUAAUGUCCAAUCUGGCAGAGGAGCCAGUGCUGUAAUAUGUCAGAUAGAACAGUGUCAUAACAAAGGAAAAUGAUGUUGAGCUCUGAAAGUGCCAGGAAAUGGUGAAGUAAAGUAGUAGAUAUUAAACUGAUUAUACAGACACAGUAUAGACAGGAAAAGUGGGAAAUAUGUCAGCAGACUGUAAUACCAGAGUCACAGAUGUCACACUCAUGAUUGAAAAAGGUCAGAUGCCUCAAAUCCUGUUUUUUUCUAUAUAUAUAACCAUCCUAAAAGCAACCCCACUUACCUUCUGAUGAUUAAUUGCAUUUUUCUUUUGCACAUGCUUUUAUCCACUUUCAAAGGUGACGGGUCUAUACUUGUGCCAAUAUUAUUACUCAAGAAAUUCAAUUAAGUAUCUUCUGAUAACUGCAUCAGUAGCUCUGCUCUUAGGAUUUUUAGGAUUUUAGCUUACAGGCUCACAGAGAAUGGUACAUAAUGAUCCAGAUAAAUCUCUGAUUUGGUAUAUGUGUUUAUAAAUAUAAAUACAUAAACGUGUGUGUGUAUGUGUGUGUGUGUGUAUGUAUGUAUAUAUACACACACACACACACACACACACAUAUAUUCUAUCAUGCAUUCACCUUCAGUGUGUGAAAGCUCAGAUUUUGGAGGUGGAGCCAAGAUUUUUUUUGGAGGGGGGAGUAAAUUGGAGGAAAAGCGUAAUAACAACACUGACAUCUGAAAACUGGCGCAUAGUUUCCCGUGUGCGGACGUCUCGCAGAGAGCGGUUUGGGUCCAGGGCUGCUGCUGGAAAUGAACACAACACACACACAGAUCGUACAAGCAGACUAAACACAACAAGGUGACAUCAAAGACGAUCAACUGGGAAUGUUCCCUCUAUGCUGAAUGAUUUCCAGCAAACCAGUUUGCUUCUCUUGCCUUAGUCGGAUGCUGUUUACAAAAUCCAUAUGACCUGACAAAAAAGCAGACAGACCCUCCGUUCAGCGGCGGCGGAUGUUUCGGCUCUCCUGUGGAGAGUGGCUGGGGCUUUGCCUUCAUGUUGUCCAUAAAGUGGUAGCAGAGAUCAAAGAAAAACCUUCUGUAUAUAGCUUUUCUCUGAAGGGCUUCCAUCUUGUAGAGUGUGGUUCCAGUGUAUCUAUAAUGCAAAAGCACACAUAAAACCCUUAGCAAGCACUGACCAAUUGACUCUCAGUCCCCACCAUCUCUCUGUGGAAGACGCCAUUGCUGUGUUCUUUUAGACUGAAUCUUUGAUGUAGACUGAAUUUCCUGAAUCCGCAGUCUGAAAGGCACAUUCCUUGUAGUACUGAUAGCAACUAAAAUGCUCUGUCUUUAAGAGAAACUCUCCAUGCAGCCCUGAAAGUAAGUGGGCUUUCCUAGAAUCAUUCAGUGUCAAGUUUUAAAACUUUAUUGGGCACGAUAUCAGUCUACAGGGGCUUAUUGACAAGCUGAGGAACAUGGAGAAGCACCCUACCUGACCCGGAAUUAGAAUCUGAAAAGUAAUGCCCUUCCAGAGCGGAUGUCUCAAGCACCUUUCAAAGUCAUCCAGAUAUACAGUCAUAUAGAUAAAUGCUGCGGUGAAAGUACCAUCCUGCACCAGCGAUAAAACGUACAACAUUUACUGAUAACACAGGCGUGCUCUUCCCCUUGGAUGGUUCUGAAAUAAUAAUGGAUUUCUGGAAGGCCAGCCUACUCUGAUUAUAUGCUGCGAAUAAUCCAUUAAAUAGUGUCAACAUUUAUGAACUAAGGUGUUGUUAGUUCAAAUAGCACCUUAAAUGCUUCUGUUAUUGUUGCAUGCAUUCAUCCAGAGUUGGGUAGCUCUGAGUACAGAAGUGAUAAUCCAUAAAUCUUCCAACUUCUUAUCCUGGUUGGAGUCACCUAGAACCUAUGGGAAGCAGCAGAGUCUAAAAGUCUGGAGUGGGCCCUGGGGGAGAUGCCAGUCUAUCACAGGGCACACACACCAAAACACCACUGUACACUAUGGGCAGUUCAGAGAUCCCUGUAGACAAGCAUGCAAAGUCCAUACAUAAAAGCAGAGGCAGGAUUCAGACCCCAGCCCUGAAACUGUGAGGCAACAGUGCCAUUCACUGAGCCGGUUAAUUAUGAUGGUGAAUCGAGGAAUUCAGUUGGCUGACUGUCAUGACCUACUGAACUGGUUAGCUGGAUGGACUGUUGAUUGACCAUCGAUUCACCGUUAUACUGAUGACUGAUGGCUAUUGAGAAAGUGGCAAUAGAGAUAGUAAUAAACCCUCAUUGGGGAAUUUACCCCAUAGCAACCCACAGCUAAGUUGCAUUCGAUCAAUGUCCCUAAUGCAAAUAGAACUAAAUCCAUACAAUGUUUUGAAGAAGGUCAGGUUGAAUGUAUAGAUGUCAGAAUUUGCAGUAGUAGCCUGUAGUGGAUGAUGCUCAGUCAAAGACUUUUUCUUGCAUGUUGGUCACGGAUGCAAGUCAUGAAUGGAUGGAAUGAUUGACUUAAGUCAGCUGCACAUCGUUAGAAGGUACUUCCACCAAUCAUAUAUGCAUGGCAAGUAAAACUGUAUGGCAAGUCAGGAGUUAGUUGUUUUAGAACUCUGUUGUUUUAGAACUCCACUGUUAAGACUUCAGAUCCAUCCUCUGCUCUGUUUUUGUGGAGUUUUCAGGCUCUUUCCAUGUUCUUUGGAGUCCAUCCUGGUAUUUUGGUUUUCCCUUGCAAACCAGAAACAGGAGGUUAGGUGAUAUAGCGCAUCUAUGCUGCCCAUGCAAUGGUAGAGGUGGGCGAUAUGGCAAAAAUAUCAUGUCACGAUUUUUUUUAGAGAGGAUCACAGUCCAUGAUCUUAAAAUGAUUCUUUUUCAUGUUGGUUCAAAACGGUACAAAGCAAACAAAUUCUUCUGUUUUAAAAAAAAUGUAGUCCUAUAAGGUGAAAAACGUGGCAGUAAAACAUAUUUAGCAUAUUCUUGCAGAUGUUUUCUUUUGCGGUGGUUGAAAAGGUUCAUCCUGUUGCCAUCCAAUGUGCCACAUGGAUCUUUGCAAAUAAUUGUUCAAGCCGUGUCAAUUUUGAGGGAUCAACUGUUCCACGUCAUCCAUGCCGAUAAAAAUAGGGAAUGUGUCACAUGUGCAUUGCAUGUUGGGAUGAGGGGAAAAAGGGAGAAAGUAAGAAAUCCAAGCCAUUACCUUCUGUUAGCCAUUACCGGUUUACUGGUGUAUCGAAACGAGUUUGCCUGACAAAACAGCUUUAAAUAGGUGUAUGAGCCAUAGAACUGCAAUUGAUAGAACGUGCACUGUAUCACGAUGCUAACGGUCUCUCCAUAAAGGCAGGUCGUGAAGACAUUUUAAUUAACAAUAUCGCAAAAUCGCACACCCCCGUGAUGCGGUCCUCUGCCUUGUGCCCUGUGUUAGCUGGAAUAGGCUCCAGGCUUACUAUGACCUUGUAUUAGAAUAUGGGCUAAUGCUUUACAUUAAAUGCACCUUAAUAAUGCCUUUAUAAUGCAUUCAUAAAACAUUCAGUGCAGCUUCAUAAUGCAUUCAUAGAACGUUCAUAAGCAGCAUGUAAGUACACUUAAACAUCCUAACAGCUUUAAUGUCCAUUAAUAACAAACAUUAUAUGAUAAUAACAAACUUAUUCAUAUAAUCAUAUGAUGUUUGUUAUUAACGUAAAAUAAAGCUGUUAAGGGAUGUUAGGAUGUUAAGGCAUACUUACAUGCUGCUUAUGAAUGUUCUAUGAAUGCAUUAUGAAGGUGCAAUGAAUGUUCAUUGAAUGCAUUAUGAAAGUGCAAUUAAUGUAAAGCAUUAACGGAUAUGAGUUAUAUGCACAGAUGGGAGGGGAUUUUCCUUUUAACACAGCCAUUAUUACAGACACUUGAAGGUCAUGGCUAUUAUCUCAGUCACUUGAAUGUUGUGCAUGUCUCUAUUCUGGUUUCUUCCCACAGUCCAAAGUCAUGCAGUUAGGCUAAUUGACGUUGCAUAUGGUGUAUGAUUGUGUGUAGUAUGCUAGCUUGCCCAGGGUGUACCUCGACCCUGUGCCCUACGCUGCCUGGGGUAGGCUCCAGGCCCCCCGACCCCGACCAGGAUCAGCCAUUCAACAGUAAAUGGAUGGAUAGCGCUGUCAUGAGCCGCAAACUGUACUGAGAAAAAGACAUUCAAUUCAAAGUAAAGGAAUCACAGUGGCAGACCGUAAUUUGCUCAAAGUGGUCUUAGGCAUUUAUAUGUUAUAAGCAGAUGGUUUACUGUCUAUUAAUACUUGAGUGCAAAGAUGACUACAAAUGUAAGUAGUGAAUGGAUUAUUUAAUGAAGGCCCAUAUUUACAUGGACCUAUGUGUGGCGGUGGCAGAUGGCGAGUUAUACAUACGUCUGCGGUUCUUUUUAUGGUGUUCGGUUCCCACCCACUCAUGCUGCAGAAUCUUCUGGAUUCGCUUGAAAGACCGCAGGGUUCGGCAUGCAUUCUUAUCUCUGAGCUGUCGUAGUUGGGGAUUUUCAAAUGCAGAGGCAGUAGUAAAACUUUGGCAGGUCCUCUUGAUGUCCUGUUAAAUCAAAAGCAGGCACCGCAUCUCUCUGCAGACUCAUGCAAAGCUCUUAAUAUUUUUAAUUAGUUAAUGGAGCAGAUAGCAUUGAUUAAGCCGGCAGUCUGCUUUCUCCCCUCGCCCGCCCCCUUCUUUUGCCGUCCCUGAAAGACAUACUAAUGAGAGAGAUCUCCCACAGCAGCCUUGCCCAGGAAGCGGCCAGGCCAAGCGGCUUCUCCGCCUCCCCUUAUGUGCUUUGUCACCUGCCUCUGAGGGAUGGACAUUAGUUGUGCGACUGCAGGUUUCACCCAUUCGUGGUCCAGCACACAAUAACUCAUGGACAGGAUGUUUGUGGACAUCUGUUGCCACUAAAUCUGCAGUGGAGGGGCGAGGGUUUACCUCCCUGCAUACUACAGCUUCUGGGCGUUCUUUAUCGCUGCUGUCUUCUCUCAGCCCCGUUUGGUCUGAGACGCUUUCAGACUAACAGUGGACUGUAGCUGGAAGGAUGAAGAUGAGGAGAAAUCAUAGGAAAGCACUGCGAUGGCAGCUUGGGAGGUCGCCCUGCCGCCUGGCAUGACUGUUCAGCGAGAGUUACGUGUAACAGAGAAAUACUCUGUCCGCAUGUCACUGUUGACGGAAUGCAAACCAGGCCAGAGUGUGGUGACGGUCUUGGUGUCCUCUCAGUGAAUGUAGGGGUCUGGCUGUGAUUGUCCUAUCCUGUGUUACACCUCAGCUCCUAGCCUGUUCACAACAAAAAAAGUAGCUUGUGGAAUUCAUGGUCUUGGAAUAUGUUGUGUGCAAUGUAAUAAUAAAGCGAUAUUUUUAUACAAA